This is a messenger RNA of Oreochromis aureus, 3499 nucleotides long. It is a transcript of the gene bsk146, whose product is annotated as brain specific kinase 146. The record is from RefSeq and is a predicted model, not a curated record. NCBI's taxonomy places the organism in Eukaryota, Metazoa, Chordata, Actinopteri, Cichliformes, Cichlidae. The transcript has 7 exons. Gene Ontology annotation, biological process: peptidyl-threonine phosphorylation; peptidyl-serine phosphorylation. Gene Ontology annotation, molecular function: ATP binding; protein serine/threonine kinase activity. Bases 286 to 1467 code for a protein of 393 amino acids.
UAGGACGCAGAGCCGGAGGAGGCUGCAGGAUGCUCGACACCACAUCCACCGACGCUGCUCGGAGGCUUCUCGCUGGACACCGAUAUCAGACGUUUCUCUGGGCUCACCUGGUCUUAGUAUGUGCUCACAUCUCCCGUGUGUUUACCAGUAGCAGCCUGGGCCGACAGGGCGGACUUUACAGUCUCCAUAUGGGAACGAACUGAAAGUGACACCAGCUGUUAGCUGCUAUUGCUGCUCCUGUCCUACCCGAGUCCGUUUUUUUUGCACCCUGAAGCAGUCCGCACCAUGACCUCCUCUCCGCUGGUUUCUCGAGCCAACAUGGACAUCCUGGAUGAGCUGCAGCUGAUUGCUGCCCAAAAUUUGGAGAGACUAGAGGUCAACAAGUACUACGAGGUGAUCAGAGAACUGGGCAAGGGAACCUAUGGCAAGGUGGAUCUGGUGAUUCACAAGAUCAGAGGUACAAAAAUGGCACUGAAGUUCUUGAAGAAGAAGACAACCAAGCUGAAGUCUUUUCUACGGGAGUACAGCAUCUCCCUGUACCUGUCUCCGUGCCCCUUCAUCAUCAACAUGUUUGGCAUCGCCUUCGAGACCGACGAGUACUACGUGUUUGCACAGGAGUACGCCGUGGCGGGAGACCUCUUCGAUAUCAUUCCUCCACAGGUUGGUCUUCCUGAAACAGUAGCAAAGCGCUGUGUACACCAAGUAGCCAUCGCUCUGGACUACCUGCACUGUAAGAAGCUGGUCCAUCGGGACAUUAAGCCUGAAAACAUCCUCAUCUUUGACCGAGAGUGCCGCAAGGUCAAGCUGUCUGACUUCGGCAUGACUCGCCGGGCUGGCUCACCAGUGAAAAGAGUGAGCGGCACCAUCCCCUACACAGCUCCGGAGCUCUGCGAUGUGUCCCGCCACGAGGGCUUCUGCGUGGACUACAGCACUGACGUCUGGGCCUUCGGUGUGCUGCUGUUCUGCAUGCUGACCGGUAACUUCCCUUGGGAGAAGGCUCUGCCCUCUGACUCUUUCUACCAGGAGUUCAUCCGUUGGCAGAGGAGGAGGACGAACACGGUGCCGUCGCAGUGGAGGCGCUUCACCGAGCAGGCCCUUCGCAUGUUCCGCCGCCUGCUCUCGGUGGAGCAGGACCGCCGCUGCUCCGUCAAAGAGGUGUUCGGGUACUUCAGCCACUCCUGGAUGUUAGACGCGGAGAAUGAUAACAACAAUGGCAACACGGUUGCUGGAGGUGGCGAAGACGAGGAGCUUCUCGUGGAGAGGAUGAAGCAGCAGACUCUGUCGCCUCGCUCCCCAGUGUCCGGGGCCAAAGGAGGGAUGAUGGAACCCGGUGGGGGCCACCAUUUCGUGUCCGUCUCCACCAACAGCUCCGUGUCAUCCACCAACAGCUAUGAUCGAAUGCCCCGAGAAAACGGCUCACCUGGCGGCCGCAUGCUAGUGCCGACACCCAUAGAAAUCUGCGUCUGAGCAUGUCAGGACUCGCCAACACACACUUUUAUACCUCUCAUCCAACCACGUAGAUGUUCAUGCAUGGGAAAAGAAACAAAGCGAUAACAAAGUACUAACAUGUCUCCUCUUUUAAAUAUUGUGGGAAAGGAAGAGUGCAGACACACACGCGCCGGAGGACUUCUGAGGAUGUCUUUGUAGAACGCACACGUUCCUCAUGAUUGGUCGAAUGUCCUCCGAAGGAGUCCUGUUUUAACACUUGGAAUUCAAGGACACGUUCAAAAUGCAAGCGUAGAAAAAUGAAGAAAAAAACGCUACAUUAGAGAUUUACCACUAAAUUGAUCUGACAAGAAGACCAAAAUAUAUUCCUUAAAGCAAUACUUGCAGCAAAAAUAAAUAAAUAAAAAAACAUAAAAAGAUAAAAACGUCAGACAGGAGUUGGGCAGAACUCCUCAUGAUCUCUUCAACACUAAUGAGAAGUUUUUUUUUAAGAAGCCAAGGGACAAAGGAUUCAUGUUUUUGACCGAAACAGAGCUCAAGCUAACACCUUACAAGAUAAAAAGACUGACUGAGUGGUGGUUUCAGUGUUUUACUUGUAACAAAAAUAUGAAAGUGCGAAUGUGUCCGUGUGCGUCGCCGUGCGUUUGAAUCUAAAACAAGUAGUUUAAUUUUCCUUUGAGAAUUUUAUUAUUUAUUUGAAUCUUUAAAAAAAGAAGAAAAAAAAGACUACACAAUCUAUUUUUUCUAUUUUUUUGUAAGGUAGCUCUCUUUGUUUCCCAUUCGACUCAGCAUUGUGAUAUGGUGUUGAGGUAUAGCUGUGUAACAGGUGUGGUAUGCUGCUGUACAUACUGAAUACUUGCGCAUUAUGUGAGAUGAUCUACAGCUUUCCUUCAUCUCAGACUAGAUGGAGCGAAGGCGUGCGAUGUCUCUGUUCUUCACGAUAAACAUAUCUACUUCACAGUUGGAAGACUUUUUUCUACUCACUCCUGAAAUUCCGUUUGUAUGGUGUUCCUUUGAAGCGUUUUCCAAAAGAGAACAAGAAAAAGAUCUGUCUGCUUUGCUCACAUUUUCAUCCAGACCUUCACCUAAAAAUUGUGUUUUCUUUUAAACUUUGUCUGAAAAAGAAAAAUGAUCUGUUCCAAUUAAGUGCAGGGGGGAAAAGCAAACACUCAAGAGUUACUUUUUAUAAACCGCAUGACGAAUAAUUCAAACUUCGGAUCUGAACCGGCUUUAGGAGGAAAAAAAAACGAAACGUAAAAUGUUGUGAUGUGAUUUUUUUUUUUUGCAGUAGCACAAUUUCUUGCAUCAUGUCCCAGAGUGAAUAUUGCUGUUAUGACCUCUUGAGACAUCCUAGGGCUAAAAGAAAAAAAAUCUGAAUAUACUUAGUUUCUAUCCAGUGUGAUGUAUUUGUAAUGCUAUUAAUGUUGUGUGCUCAUCUCACCACCUUCAGGAACUAAAAAAAAAAAAACAAGCUAAGCAUGAGGACAUAGAGCGAGAGAUUUGAAUUUGAAUCAAAUGUAGGGAUUUAAAUGUUUUGUUUUUGGAUUUAAAAGAGCAACAAAACCAAUCCAUUCCUUUUUGACUUCAUGAAUAUCAAUUGAAAUAUUUUUUUUGGGCGGGGGGGCUGGAUCAUGCGUAGCGUGUGAAUGGAUGUUCUCUGUGUUGCUUUUCAGACCUAAACUGCAUGAAACUGUAUGUGCUAAAGCCCUCUUGUGAAAAACUGCUCAGUGUUUAUCCUGUCACAGGCUGUAGCACUCUAUAGUUGUAGUUAGUAUACCGGUGACAAACAACACGUCAGUAGCCUCAGCUCGGAUCUGACAGAGGACCAGCUCAGCCCCUCCGCAUGAUGCGUUGGAUCAGCGAGAGAGUAAAUGACUGCAUCUUGUGACAAUCUCUGACCUCAUCGGCAGCCUCCUGAUUCAGAACAAAGGACGGUCCUGAUGCGGACACUGCUCCCCAUGUGUCAACUUCAAGCAGCGCUGUGCUGUGCGGAGUAAACCGUGCGAGCCCAAGCACAUCCCACACUCGCAUGACCGUAUGAAGCCACAUUACC